Molecule: messenger RNA, 560 nt
Organism: Teleopsis dalmanni
Lineage: Eukaryota; Metazoa; Arthropoda; Insecta; Diptera; Diopsidae
Exons: 2
Source: RefSeq, a predicted model, not a curated record
CUCUAGUUGUAGCAGUGGUUGAAGGUGAUACAGUAGAAAUUACAGGUAGAAUAUUUUGUUUGCAAUUCAGUGGUUUGAGCGGUUGUGUUGAAUCGAUAUCGGAUGUAGUUGUUGCAGUAGAGUUAAGGUUACUUACUGGAGAUACAGUAGCGGCAGAUGCUGGACUUGUGGUUACCGAAGCAAUAGUUGUUGUUCCAUUUCUUACUGGUUCUGUGCUCUCUGCAGCUCUAGUUGUUGCAGAGGUUGAAGGUGAUACAGUAGAAACUUCAGGUGGAAUAUUUUUGUUUGCACUCAAUGGUUUGGGAGAUGGUUGUGGUGAAUUGAUAUCGGAUGUAGCUGUUGCAGUAGAGUUAAGGUUACUUACUGGAGAUACAGUAGUGGCAGAUGCUGGACCUGUGGUUACCGAACCAAUAGUUGUUGUUGCAUUUCUUACUGGUUCUGUGCUCUCUGCACCUUUAGUUGUUGCAGAAGUUGAAGGUGAUACAGUAGAAACUACAGGUGGAAUAUUUUUGUUUGCACUCAAUGGUUUGGGAGACGGUUGUGAUGAAUCGACAUCGGAU